Molecule: messenger RNA, 1442 nt
Organism: Jatropha curcas
Lineage: Eukaryota; Viridiplantae; Streptophyta; Magnoliopsida; Malpighiales; Euphorbiaceae
Product: putative aspartic proteinase GIP2
Biological process (GO): proteolysis
Molecular function (GO): aspartic-type endopeptidase activity
Source: RefSeq, a predicted model, not a curated record
AUGGCUCUUUUCCAUAAUCUCCUUUGCAUUUGCUCUCUUCUCUUCUUCAUUUUCCCUUCCAUAGCACAAACAUCUUUCAGGCCCAAAGCAUUAGUCCUUCCAGUAUCAAAAGAUGCAUCCACUCUCCAAUACCUUACACAACUCAAGCAAAGAACCCCUUUAGUGCCAGUAAAGUUAACUCUUGAUCUUGGAGGCCAAUAUAUGUGGGUUGAUUGCGAUCAAGGCUACAAGUCAUCCUCCUACAAGCCUGCACGUUGCAGGUCAGCCCAGUGUUCACUUGCCAAAUCAAAGAGUUGUAUUACUGAAUGCUUUUCUAGUCCAAGGCCAGGCUGCAACAAUGACACAUGUGCCCUUCUUCCUGAUAAUACUGUAACUCAUACAGGAACUAGUGGUGAGGUCGGUCAAGAUCUUGUGUCUAUACAGUCAACUGAUGGGUCGAACCCUGGUAGAGUUGUUUCAGUGCCUAAAUUGAUUUUCACUUGUGGUACCACAUUUCUGCUAGGAGGUCUUGCUAGUGGUGUAAAGGGUAUGGCUGGUCUUGGAAGGACUAAGAUUUCACUUCCUUCUCAAUUUUCUGCUGCUUUUAGCUUUCAUAGAAAGUUUGCCAUUUGCUUAACCUCUUCAAAUGCAAAUGGUGUCGUUUUCUUUGGCGAUGGGCCUUAUGUUUUGCUUCCGAAUAUUGAUGUCUCUGAAUCUUUAAUUUACACCCCAUUAAUUCUAAACCCAGUAAGUACAGCUUCUGCAUCUUUGGAAGGUGAUCCUUCCUCUGAAUAUUUCAUUGGGGUCAAGUCUAUCAAAAUUAAUGGAAAAGCUGUUCCAUUGAACACAUCAUUGCUAUCCAUUGACAAAGAAGGAUUUGGAGGAACCAAAAUAAGCACUGUAGAUCCUUAUACUGUUAUGGAAACAACAAUCUACAAUGAGUUUAUCAAUGCCUUUAGGAAAGCCCUAGCUGGAGUACCGAAGGUGGCGCCUGUAGCACCUUUUGGACUCUGCUUUAACUCGACCAACAUUGGCAGCACCAGAGUUGGGCCAGCUGUGCCUCAAAUUGAUCUUGUUCUGCAAAGCAGUACAGUUUUCUGGAGGAUUUUUGGUGCAAACUCAAUGGUUCAAGUUAAAAGCGAUGUGCUUUGUCUUGGAUUUUUUGAUGGAGGUGUAAAUCCAAGGACUUCAGUAGUUAUUGGGGGUCAUCAAUUGGAGAACAAUCUUCUCCAGUUUGAUCUUGCAGCUUCAAAACUUGGGUUCAGCUCUUCUCUUUUGUUUAGACAAACAACUUGUGCCAACUUCAACUUUACCUCUAAAGCUUAAUUAGAGGAAUUUCUUUACCUGUAAUAUUUAUUAAUUAUUAUCUGUGAUAUUAUAUUAUAAGUCCAUGUGUUGGAAGAAUAAUAUUUCUUUUGUGCUGGACUGGCCAAAAUUAAUGUUGUGGUAAUCUAUAAUUAAUG